UUGAAAUGAAAGUAGAGAAUUAAAAAGACAAAUUGUGAAGACCCACUGAAAAUGGUCUGAGUCAUGGACUUGAAAUCCCAGUCCACUUUGUAGCACACUGACGAGCCAGAUGAUUUCUUCCUCAGGAAGUGUACCAGGUCUGCAAAAUAUUGGUCCCCAAUGUGUGGUUUCCAGCUGAGCAGCAGCAGCAUUUGGGAAUUUGUUGGAAAGGCACAAUUUUGGAGCCCUAAUGCCCAGCCUUCUGAAUCUGAUACUCUGAGGGUGAUGCCCAGCAAUCUGUAUUUUAGCAAUUCAUCCAGCUGACUAUGAUGCAAGCAAGUUUGAGAACCACUGCUCUAAAAUAUAUAUUUAAUACCAUAUGAUUUUGAUUUUCCUGCUAAUUUGCAGAGUUCAGAAAAUUCUUAAGAAAAAAUAUGUGCCAUUUGAUAUUAUAUUCAUGUUAAUUGACAAAUGUGGAAAAAGAGUAGGGACUUAAAAGUAUUUAGGAAGAUGUGGUAGAAGAGGUGAAAGGAGGACAGGGAGAAAUGAGUGUGUAGGAAGAAAGAGAACAGGGAGGGAAGGAGAGAGAAAAGGAAAGAGGAGAAAGAGGAGGAGAGGAGAGAGAGAGACAGAUACAGAGAGAGAGAACCACAGGAACAAUUUAUAAUAUUAAUUUUAUUUCACACUACAGAUUAGAGUGUUUCUGUAACAUAAUGGACCUUUGUACGUCCAUUGUAUAUCUCAACUCUAUUCUUUCCAUCAGAAUCAUCAACAAACAUGGAAUCAGAAAACCAAACAGGCUUAGCAGAAUUCCUCCUCCUGGGCCUCUCAGAGAAUCCAGAACUGCAGCCCCUUCUCUUUGGAAUGUUCCUGACCUUAUACCUGAUCACUGUGGCUGGGAACCUGCUCAUCAUCCUGGCCAUCAGCUCAGACUCCCACCUCCACACCCCCAUGUACUUCUUCCUCUCCAACUUGUCCUUCAGUGACAUCUGUUUCAGCACCACUACGGUCCCCAAGAUGCUGGUGAACAUUCAGACUCAGAGCAAAUCCAUCAGUUACACAGGCUGCCUCACCCAGAUCUGCUUUGUCCUUGUUUUUGCUUCUUUGGAAAAUUGUCUCCUUGCAGCAAUGGCCUAUGACCGCUAUGUGGCCAUUUGUCACCCACUAAGGUGUACAAUCAUCAUGAACCCCCACCUCUGUGGCCUGCUGAUUCUACUCUCCUUGCUCAUUAGCAUCAUGAGUGCCCUGCUCCACAGUCUGAUGGUGCUGCGUCUGUCCUUCUGCAUAGACCUGGAAAUCCCCCAGUUUUUCUGUGAACUUCCUCAAGUCCUCAAGCUUGCCUGUUCUGAUACCCUCUUUAAUAACGUCUUGCUAUAUUUUAUGACUAGUAUUUUGGGUGGUGGACUCUUCCUUGGGAUUUUUUUCUCCUACAUGCAAAUUGUCUUUUCCCUCAUGAAAAUGCCGUCAAUAGGUAGAAUGUAUAAAGCUUUUUCUCCCUGUGGAUCUCACCUCUCAGUUGUUUCCUUGUUCUACGGGACAGGUUUUGGGGCAUAUCUUAGCUCUGCAGCUACUCUAUCCUCUAGGAAGAGUGCAACUGCAUCAGUGAUGUACACCGUGGUCACACCCAUGCUGAACCCCUUCAUCUACAGUCUAAGGAACAAGGACAUAAUGGGCACUUUGACAAAACUAAUCUCUAGAAUAUCUUCUUUUCAUUAAUGCAUCACAUGCUUUGGGCUUAAGCUGUUGGAAUAUGCUUGAGUGAAAUAAAUAAUACUGAUUCAUAGAACCUGAUUAAGUUCUUUGAAUAGUAGGAGUUCAGAAAUUAUAAUGGUUAAGGGUGAAAAUUUGGAGUCAGAACACUUGGGUUCGAAUUAUACCUCUUCUCUGUAAUAGCUGUGUGAACUUUGUAUAUUUAUUUCAGCUUUCUAAGUUCAGUUGGAAGGUCCCUAGGUGGUACAAAUGGUUUGCACUCAACUGCUAAAUGCUGGUGGUUCAAAUCUACUCAGAGAUACCAUAGAAGAAAAGUUCUGGCAAUCUGCUUCUUUAAAGUUUAAAGCUAAGAAA
Messenger RNA from Loxodonta africana (African savanna elephant), 2043 nucleotides. RefSeq names its product olfactory receptor 7G3-like. Gene Ontology annotation, biological process: G protein-coupled receptor signaling pathway. NCBI's taxonomy places the organism in Eukaryota, Metazoa, Chordata, Mammalia, Proboscidea, Elephantidae. Gene Ontology annotation, cellular component: plasma membrane. The coding region runs from base 757 to 1695 and encodes 312 amino acids. The record is from RefSeq and is a predicted model, not a curated record. The transcript has a single exon. Gene Ontology annotation, molecular function: olfactory receptor activity; G protein-coupled receptor activity.